Molecule: messenger RNA, 619 nt
Organism: Carassius auratus (goldfish)
Lineage: Eukaryota; Metazoa; Chordata; Actinopteri; Cypriniformes; Cyprinidae
Product: membrane-spanning 4-domains subfamily A member 4A-like
Exons: 6
Coding region: 32-619 (195 amino acids)
Cellular component (GO): membrane
Source: RefSeq, a predicted model, not a curated record
GUACAGGUCAGUUUGAGAUUCAGAAACCAGAAUGUCCAGCACUGGUCCAGCAAACACAAACUCUUCAACAUUCGUCAUCCAGGUUCAACCAGCAACACAAGCAACACCUGGUACGAUGGUGACACAUGCUCCCGUGCCUCUUUGGGGAAUUCAGGAGUUUCUGAAAGGCCAACCGAAAGCCCUUGGGACGGUCCAGAUAAUGAUUGGUCUGCUGACACUCCUGAUUGGCAUUGUGUCUGCAUUUAAUGAAAUUUCCGCCUUUGUCAUUAGUGGUGUUCCUUACUGGGGAUCUAUCAUGUACAUUACCUCAGGAGCACUCUGCAUUGCUGCAGAAAAUCAAAUAAAUUCACCCUCCAGUUUGUGUUUGGUGAAUGCUUCACUUGGAAUGAACAUUUUUAGUACUAUAACAGCAGGCAUCUCCAUUAUUUUUAUUUCACUGGAUUUGGUUAUAAGGCCAUACCCUUACUGUACCACAUACUGUUAUGUAUUUGGAAUGUAUCAGACUCUCUUCAUUGGAAUCAGGGUGGUGCUGCUGUUAUUCGCCGUGCUUGAGUUUAUCAUCUCCAUCUGUCUUUCAGCAUUUGCUUGUAAAACCUGCUGUUGUCCUUCUCAGCAAUAA